AUGCCUUAUAUCAGGGCCCCAGCUCCCCAAGAUGCCUUAUAUCAGGGCCCAGCUCCCCAAGAUGCCUUAUAUCAGGGCCCCAGCUCCCUAAGACGCCUUAUAUCAGGGCCCAGCUCCCUAAGACGCCUUAUAUCAGGGCCCCAGCUCCCUAAGACGCCUUAUAUCAGGGCCCCAGCUCCCCAAGAUGCUUUAUAUCAGGGCCCCAGCUUCCCAAGAUGCCUUAUAUCAGGGCCCCAGCUCCCUAAGAUGCCUUAUAUCAGGGCCCCAGCUCUCCCAAAUGCCUUAUAUCAGGGCCCCAGCUCUCCCAAAUGCCUUAUAUCAGGGCCCCAGCUCCCCAAGAUGCCUUAUAUCAGGGCCCCAGCUUCCCAAGAUGCCUUAUAUCAGGGCCCCAGCUCCCUAAGAUGCCUUAUAUCAGGGCCCAGCUCCCUAAGAUGCCUUAUAUCAGGGCCCCAGCUCCCCAAGAUGCCUUAUAUCAGAGGCCCAGCUCCUCAAGAUGCCUUAUAUCAGGGCCCAGCUCCCUAA
This is a messenger RNA of Procambarus clarkii (red swamp crayfish), 522 nucleotides long. RefSeq lists its product as uncharacterized. Lineage: Eukaryota; Metazoa; Arthropoda; Malacostraca; Decapoda; Cambaridae. The record is from RefSeq and is a predicted model, not a curated record.